This is a messenger RNA of Amoebophrya sp. A25, 4525 nucleotides long. Lineage: Eukaryota; Dinophyceae; Syndiniales; Amoebophryaceae. The record is from the annotation of a GenBank genome assembly.
AGAGAAAGACAAAAAGUAGAUUCAGAUCUUGUUCCUUUUUGUCGUUUACGUAGCUUUUCUUGGAGCUGCAUUUUCUACGUACCCUAAUCAUUAACACCCCUUUUACCGUUGCGAUGAACAGAAUGAAGAGAUCGACGAGCCGCUUUCGUUCUUUGGUUCAUCAAAGUGUUGUUUCGAACUUGGAGGGACAAGGACAGCAAUGUGGAUCUUCGACCAGCAGUUCAAAACCAGCAGCAGGAGCUGUUGUACUGCUCCGAGGUCAAGAACUACAAUGGCCUGCUAUUACACGACGAAAUACACGAGCUCCAACAGCAAUAGCGGAGCAAUGUCGUCAAGGAGCUUGUCGCUCCAUUUGUUCCAUCUCAGCUCGACGGCUUUUUCCCAGGCUACAUCACCAUCGCCAUGAAUCUAAUCGUUCAAAGCACCGAACGGAAAUAAAGGCGGCCAGACAGAGCGAUGAACGUGCUGAAAAAAGGCGCGAACAAGAACUCGCCAUCAAAGAUCCGGAUGUCUUUAAGAGGCAGGGAGGAGGCGGUCAUUAAGAGACGGCAAGUAGUUUGUAACUCGGUGGACUUCGGAGUUCCAUUCUACUUGUGGUACUUUUGUAGGUCAAUAUCAAUCUAACUAAAGAAUUUGAAUUACUAGAACUAGAACGAGCAAUCUACGUACUAUGCUGCAAAAAUGCAACGACGACGGACAGUCACAGUACUAGAUCUCUCCUCGUUCAUUCUCCAGAGACCACCAACUCUAACUCAGUCGUGCUGUUGUAGUGCAAAGAAGUAGAUUCGAGCUGCCAGAGGCACCGGCUUCGCGGAAUAGACGGCCUAAAGCUUCAUCGCGCAGGGCAUCGUUGCUGCCAGAGCGAGCACAACAAAGGUCGGUGGGAGACGUCACAGAUUCAGAGAUACUUAAGGAACUGGAAAAAAAUUUCAAAAAAAAAAUCUCGAGUAUGCGAUUUCCUUUUUUCUCUCGCACAGGCAAGAGAUGGAAUGUGACCAUUUUUCUAGACUAGUCAUUCCAUACGUCGAGCAUUCUAAGAUGCGCGCCAUUUUCCCCGCAGACGAUCUGGCAAAAAUACGGCCAGCACCCAAGCAACUCGUGAAGAGACCGCACUUGUGGAUACAGGAAGAAGGAGAGAGAUACGGAAGAACAUCCGAAGAAGACGAACUAGCCUGUUUCUCUGACGAAGGAGACGAAGGCGAUGUUGGUAGUAUCGAGGCUGAAAUGGAAGCCUGUAAAAACGAGUUGAAGAGGAUAGAGGAGGAUGGAGAACAAGAAGGUCGUGGAGGAGGUUCCACUUGUUCAAGGAGUGGAGAUUACCUCUCGACGUCUUCAACUACAAGUUUGUCUUCAGAGGAAAGACGUGAUCUGCUAGAAAACCAAGAUGCUGGACCAGCAUCAACGGGCACCUUGAAACUUUCCGAUGUUGGUAGAUUUCAACGUUUUUCGCGUGAUGACCUACUCGAACUCCUUCCUGAGGGUCUUAGUGGAGAGCUGUCUCGAGAUGUGAUUUUAGUUCCUUCUCAAACCAGGCCUAUCGGCUUCAUGCUACGCAAGGCAACCAUGGAAAUUUUAUCUCAAAUGGAGUAUCUCCGAAAAAAUCCUGCGGCCAUGGCCUCCCGUCCGGGUUGGUUGUUAGAGGGGAAGAAAGGCUGCGGAAAGAGUGCUGUCUUGAACCACAUUGUAGCAAUGGCUCGACGGAGCGGCUGGCUCGUCAUAUUCGAACCUUUUCCAGCAAACUAUGCGAAAGAAAUCGGGGAGAUUGCACGAUCUAGUGGUAGUGGCAUUUAUGUGCAGAAUGCGCAGGCAAGGCGGUUUUUAGAGAGGACGCAGAUCAAGAAUCACGAGAUGUUUGAGCAAAUUGACGUGGACUAUACCAUUUACGGAGAGUUAUGCAUCAAAUUACAACUGGAUGGAACCCGAGUUGUUUUACAUGUUAGAAAAUUCAAAUUAUAGAGUUAAUAGAUAUGCGCAUACGUCGUGCAUGAUCGCAUGUUGUGCUACUGCUACUCGAAAAUUUGAAUUAUUGAGUUAGAUACGCGCAUACGCGUUCUUCUAAGACGCAGGCGUAGCGUAGACGGCGAAAGGUCACAGCCGAAAACUGGAAGGAUACCUGAGCUCUACAACGAUUUGAUCGCCAAAGCGGUAGAAAAAGACUUGGAAGCUGAGGAGGCUGGUGGGGCUUUUUCGUUUAUGGUCUGGUGGAUGAGUAUCUUGUUCUUGUUAUCUAAUAUCUUUAUCUGUCUGUCUCUCUUUGAGUGUUUUCAGUUUCACGGGGGGGGGCUCGAUUGAGUGCCAUGUGCCUUUGUUCCAUAAUUUAUCCAUUGCAGUGUUGUUCUUGGUUGAGUAUGUUGUCCCUUUGUUCCAGUGUUGUUCUUGUCUUCCUGAAAAACGAUCGUUAGCACACAGAAAGAGACACAAGGAGCACACCUUCAACAAACGAGAACUCGAACUCCUCUACCUCUUCUACCUCCUGUUGCAACCUCUACCUUUCGUUGCUCCUUUUAUCCUUUCUCCUUUCAAACUUUCGUUGCUCCUUUUAACCUUUCGUGGCAAUUGAUUCCUCUACCCUCUCUACCCUCUCUACCUUUCGACUCUACCUUUCUACUCCUGAUCUCCUUUACUCCUUGUUUUCGUUGCUUUCAUACUCCCCUCGCUCACACAGCGAAGGCAAAGGCUGUCCCUGUGGCAUGAAUACCGAAGAGAGGUAGAGCUGCCCUCUAUGCGAAAGAAGCUGCCGAAUCCUUCGACGCUGGGUGAUAUCGUGCAGUUUGUUAAGGCUUCCCCAAAUUCAUCUUAAUCUUAUAAUAUAGCGCCGGCGCUUAGUUAGUUUUAGCAGUUAGCAGGAUACUUUAGGAUACUUGUUGAUAGUGGCCCUUUUCUCUUUUAUAUCUUCCGCUGGUCUGUCUUUUUUCUAGUUAGGUCGGCUCCACCACAAAUAUAAGAAGCAUCUACUUUGCCACGCUUUCAACGGGAAAAAACCCCAAAGAUGCGCUUCAAGAUGAAUUAAGGGAAGGUCUAACUUUGGCAUAGACAACGAAACUUGGGCAACCCAAGCUGUCGCAGAACUGUUUGUUAAGUGCUGGACUAGUUAUUAUUUUCAGUAGCUUCUGAUGUUUUUGUGCUGGACUGGUGUGCUGAGCGGAGCUGGAGUUCCCCUUGAUUCAAUAGAGGGAAAUAAGGGAGGAAAAGGGCAACUCAGUGAACCAGGCACAGAGAAAAACUACCUUUAAGUUUGAGCAGUUGAAAGUGCAAGAAAAGUUCCCUCUCCUCAUAGCAGUAGAUGAGUGGAAUGAGUGCUUCCCGGUAUCAGACUACGUAUCUGUGCGGUACGACGGAACUAGGUUCGGAGGUUAUAUACCUUAUGGGAUGAUAAGAUUGCUUCCUACAUCAGUUGUUUCAUGUUUACUACCUUGCCGCUGAAAAGUAAAAGUAUGAUCGACUUUGUACAGCUAUAUCUCUACAUCCAAAUCCUCCAGUUACGGAGUUGUUUUAUAUUAAAGCUGAAUUGUGAACUUCAUCGCCACUCGAACUUGCUCUAUUGACUGCAGCUCCCCUGCCGUCCCUCCUGCCGUCCCAUGAUGCAGUCCUGCUUUUUCUAACUCCUAGCGUACCACUUGUCCAUGCCUCGGAACUUCGUUCCCUUUGACGGAUGCAAGUACAAACGAGGCUUAAAGUUGUACGCCACCUCUUGUUAAGGCUCACACUACUACUCCCGAAAAGAUCAAGAUCAUGAAAGAAUUGCUUUGAAAAUGAGCUCUAAUCUUGGUACCGUAUGAACCGUAGGGACUGGAAACCAGAACUUCUGCAAGUGAGGCCAGAAAAUGUCAAGCAAAUCCGAGAAUUCAGUCCAGACGAAUUCGCGAGCUAUUGUGCGUAUUGUCGUUAUGAAGCGGGUGCCUGAUGAUAGAAGAAAUUAUACUUCCACAUCAUUUCUACUUCUAGUAGUAACAUCUUCCAUUACAACUAGUACCUAGUGCUCAUCAUUUCUAGUAGUAACAUCUUCCAUUAUUGAUGUUACUGGAGGGAUAUCAUUGAAUUCAAACGUUCAAUGGCUAUUCUCCUACUUAGUCUUAGAUGAAGAAGCGUCCACUAUUCGCAUUCAAUGGCUAUUCUCCUGGAUGAAGAAGCGUCCACUUCCUCCGCUGGUCCUCUAAGUCCCUCUCCAGAACAUCACGCAUAACUUUCCGCGAGAGAAACUGGAAUAUUUCUGGAUGCUAACGCAAGGCAACGGUUGGCAAGCGCGUCGGAUUCUUAGCACUUUGUACUGAUUCAGUACGAGGAGUAGAUUUUUCUCGAUUCAUCGUCGAUGACUAAAAUAAAUACUCAUCAGGAGAACUCAUGAUAUUCACACGACGUGGACUUGUUGACAAUUUCAGCUAUUCACUACUAGUACUGACUGAAGAACUCUCUUGAAGAAGAUUCCGAACAACAACCACAUCCUUGAGCAGAUGAAUCCUACGUUAAGAUCCCGCCAGAGUAAGUAGAAGAAGAGUUCAUUUUUCAAAGACAAAGAAGAUCACGG